AUGAACGGUACUCAUUACGACACAAAAGAUAACAACUUAAGUGACAACAUGCAUGACGAUUUUUUAAACUACCCCAAUUUUAAGAAAUUCAUUAACAGUAAUAAUAAUAGUGAUCAUGAAAAUUUCGAGGAGUCCAGAAAGUACAUACACAGAGAGAUAACCAAAACACUUAAUGCAAAUUCGGUGAAGGUAUGCAGAAAUAAUGAUGAACGAAUUUUGCCAGGGAAUACGUCUAAUAAAUUGUUCUUAAAAGGUAUGGAAAAUAAGAGUACCCGAAAGGACUUUUCCUAUAGUGGUAAAAAUGACUCAGGGUUCAAGGGGAAUGCGAACCUGAACAAGUUUGUACAUUGCAGUAGUAGUAGUAGUAGCGGUAGGAGGAGCAACGAGGAGUGUGGCCUUAGUAGUCAAACAGGGCACAGCAGUAUUUUACACCCACGCAGCACCAGGAGUAUGAAGAAUUUUAGCCAUGCAAGCAAUCAGAGUGGAGUGAACAGUGUGACAUAUUCUAACAAUGCGAACCAUCUAGGCAGCCUUAGUGUAAACCAUGUUGGGGACCCGAAGCAGCCCGGCAGCACGAGCAGUCACCGUGCAGGAAGUGUAAAGGGAAAAUUGGGAACAGGACCUUCUCCAUCAUCACAAUUUUUUCAUGGCACUUCUUCGAACGAUUUAAGUGAUAACAAUAACCAUCAUCCCUGUUCGAUUAACUAUAUGAAGAAAAUCGAAAUGAACAAUGAAGAUAUGGAUCGAAUAAACGAAGCAUUAUUAUUAAAAGAAAAAAAAAAUAUAUUAAAACAUGAAUUUCUUUUCUCGGAACCACGAUGUAACACUGCUCUCGAAGAGGGAGAUAACAAGCCCGCUCUAAUUUUAGAUAAUUUUAUGUUUGAAAAUGAAGAUAAGUUAGGUUAUGUGCGAAGUAGCAGUAUGAAUAACCAUACUUACGAUUUAGCGAAAAGCAAUGGCAACACGGAGGACGUUAAAUUGGGUGCUUUCACCUCUAACGAGUUUGGUUUGGUGCCUAUCAAGGGGGAGGAUAUAAAGAAGAAAAAAGGAAAGAAAAAGGAAAAAUUGAAGCUUAAGGAAGGUGAGAAAACGACAGAGGGCGAAAAGUUGGGAGAAGGUGACAAUGCAAGAGUAAGCGAAAAGGGGAAAAGAGGAGAACAGGAAAAUGGGCAACAUGGCGAGCAUGAAAACAUUGCACAUUUUAUUAAGCAGCAAAUUUUGGAAAAUGCAAAAAUCGAAAGGGGUGCAUUUGGCGACCCUUUCAAGAAUAAUGGUUUUUUCCCCAACUCUCAUGGCAACAGUGUUGGUGUUCCCCUUGACAAUAACAGCGCCAGCAUGAAAAUGGGAAGUGUAGUUGGCGCCAUGCACGCGCAUAGAUACGAAGCAAAAAAGCAGAUACCGGGGUUCCAAAAAAGAAUGAGCGAAAAAAGGGACUCGAACAACUUUAGAGGAAUGGAAAGCGACCCAAACAAGUUCAAAAAGUACAAUCAUCUGAAAGACAAUUUUCACCUGAAUAACAACCAAAUGCACUUCUACCCAAACGUGAAUCAUUUGAAAAAUAAAUCAGAGCUGUUUCUAACCCCCGAUGUUAAUGACAAGGUGUAUGCAAAUAAUAUAAUGUAUGAUGAUUAUUUUACUAUUGAAAAUAUGGAAACUUGUAAUGAAAAAAAGGAGUUUUUUAAGAAUGAGGGAUUACACAACAAAAUGAAGAAAGAAAAGUCGUUAGCAUUUCGCAUGCACACAAAAUUUGACACCAAGGAAUUAAUAACAAAUAGAAAAAAAUAUUUUCAUUUUGCAGAAAAUAGGGAUUUAAAUGCCAGCACAAACCAUAUGAAGAGCGAUUAUUACAAUGAAAGUAAUAUGAACGAGUUUUCCCUCGACAAUAUUUCUAGUCAAUAUAUUUUUGCCCCUAAGGACUAUGCACCUGGCAACAACUUGAAUAGGGAAGUUUUGGGCCUGGAUGGUCAUAUGGAAAAAGUGGAAUACGCUUCUUCCCUUUUAGAGGAAAGUGUAGGGGACCAAUAUUCUACACAAGGCGCCAAGUUACCAAAUGGUAUCAUUGUCGAACCCCCCCCCAUGCUGAUGUAUGACACUUGCAAUGGGCAUGCGUAUAGGCAGAAAAACGACUGUGCCGCUACGCAUGCGGAUUUUGGAAGUACUUCAGUGCACGGGAAUGUGAGAAGCACUACGGUGCAUACCGAUAACAACGGGCAGGAGGAAGAAAAUGAAAACACGAAUACCUUGGUGAAUACGUUUACAUUGAAAAGGGAACAAAAUUAUUACCAAAGUAGGAGUGAAAUGACUCUCGCAAAUGAGAUGAGCCAAACAAACAGCGUUAACAUGGCAGAUGUGAGCAGCGUUGUUUUUAACUCUAACAGCUGUAGCCUCAGUAAUGGGAACGGCAGGAGUAUGAACAAUAAUAGUAAUAUGAGUAGUAGCAUUUUUCCUGGCAAGGCGGUCAAGGGCUCCAAUACAAGCAUGUUGGGAACGUACGAUAUGGUUUCUCCGGAGGAUAGCAUCCGGAACGGCGUGUAUGGGGGGCACAUUAACGGUAGCCUUCACCAGCAGGGUGAAAAUAACGGGGUCGUUAACGGGGUCGUUAACGGGGUCGAUAAUGGGGUCGAUAACGGGAUCCAUAACGGGAUCAAUAACGGGAUACAUAACGGAAUCGAAAAGGAGAAUGAAGAGCCGGUCAUAAAAUUAUUCUUCGGAAACUUGGCCCCGAUUACCACGGAAAAGGAUAUGCAUAACCUCUUCAGCAAUUUUGGCAAGUGCGACUCCUUGAUCAUAUUAAAAGAUAGGAGGAGCAAGUCGAGGGGCUCGGGAUUCGUCACCUUUUAUAAUAUGCAGGAGGCAGUUAACGCAAUAAAGAGUUUAAAUAAUAAAAUUAUUUUGUCAGGGGCUCACAAACCACUCGAAGUUCGAUUCCCUGAGAAUAAGGAAGAGAAAAAACUGAGGACCAAACUGUUAAAUGCGGCAAAAUGGAAAGGCAAGAAAAUUGCCCCCAGUGGAUGUUUGCCAAUAAGUACGGAGGAUAUAUUAAAUCAGAACAGUUUGCAUGUGAAUAAUGGCCCAGGAGGGGGAGGGGGCAGCCCGGGUGGGAAUCAUCACCUCCCUUAUAUAAACCCGAUGGAGACACGCUCCUACUUUUUAACAGAAAAUCAGGGGGCUAUGUAUGACAAUAGGGAAAGCGUCAUCUAUGGUUGCACGGGUGGGGGUAUGCUGGACUGUGCAAACGUGAACAUGGUGGAGCGCGCGAGUGCGAACCAUUAUAAUACCUGUUCAGGAGACUUUUCUGAACUAAGAAAAGCAGCUAGCGAAGCAACCAACGAUACGGCACUGACAGAUUAUGUGAAUCGAGUAGAAGAAGGCAGCAACAUGUGCAGUAGUAGCCGAUACAACUCGUACAAAAAGGGGCAGGAAAAUUUGCCUGAUGAUAUGAACAAUAGGAGUUUGUCGAAGCAGAGGAAAAAGUACAGUAAGUUUCUACCCAAUUUUCUAUUAGAUAAUAAUGCCCCAGGGAAUUUAGCUUCGAAUUCGUUUCAAUCGCUUGAUGAGGCUUUCAGCAACAUUCGAAGAAGUUCCCUUGAUGUGGAUGUGGAGGAGGUAAACGUACGUUCGAAUGGAUUUGCGGCAGGGUUAGGGGUGAAUGGGGGGUUGGGUCACAGGGUGGUCCACGAAACAGUGCAUGAGAAGAUUCCUUGCCUGCGGAGCGAGUCCAGCACUGCGGGGGAGGACACCGCGUAUCAUCAUCAUCAUCAUCAUCAUAGCAUAAGUUCUGGGAGGAGUUUCCGCACGGGGGAUGUCCAGAAAGCAAGUGGUGCGAGGGGGAGUGAUUUCAGCGCAAAUGGGUUCGUCACCGAUGGCUACUUCGCGCGCGGCUUCCCUGCCAGCUUCAACUCCAGCGGGCAAGUCAUGGAUGAGGGGGACGAGGCCCAUUCGUACUUCUCCAGCUUUUGCCACGGCUUUCCAGUGCAAAGUAAAAUAAUGGAAGACCCAAACAACACCUUUUUCUCCUACCUGAACAAGGACAAAAUUUUGUCGAACCAUAACAAGGGAGAGGAAGAAGUCUAUCAGCACAAGAUGGACUUUUGUAAGAAGGGAGGAGAUUUCGCUGGAAUAAAUGAGUUGGAAGAAAUAAACCAUUUUCGUCAGUUGACUGAAUUGGAAGAGGUGAGUGAAGCAUAUGAACGAGGAAGGAGCGAAAAUGACAUGCGCAAUGUGUUGUUGCGUGGAUCAGAAGAAAUGGCAGAGGUAGGAAAGGAGGAGAAUUUGUUGAGCGAUAUUUAUGAAGGCAACAAAGUCAUGGCCUCUGCGCCCAUGAAUGAAGAGGGGUACAGUAACAUGAACGUGCAUUAUCUAGGGUUCGAUUUGUCCCGCCUGAUACAGAUAAAUGAAGACAUACUGUUGCCCCAGGGGGAGGAUGUGACGAAAACGAACAACCAGAACGACAACUCCAAUGUGGGUUCUACUAGCCACCAAGUGAUGGAAGAUAGCCAUGUAAAUGGAAAGGAAAUAAUGACAAGUGACUUCUACCAACACGGGACAAGGAGUAGCAGCAGCAGAGGUAGUAGUAGCAGUAGUAAUGAUGGUAACGACAUGUGUAAACUCAAUGUGGGGCACGCGCAUGGCACCAUGGAUCUACUAAAUGUUGACCUGAUUGGUAAUAAAGAUUUUGACCUGAAUGACAACUUAAGCGAUGAAAUGCUAGGAAAUUUAAUAAGCCUUUAUGCUCAAAAUAAAUCCUCCAUGAUCACUUCCCAUAUGUUUAGUUACUUGAAUAACGUCUUGUGCGAUGUAAACAGCGCCCUGGAUAUUUUUAACAAGUUCAGUGUGAAGACGCCGAUGAAGAAUAUUGCGGAGGAGGAGAGUCUUCCUGAGUGA
Molecule: messenger RNA, 4884 nt
Organism: Plasmodium fragile
Lineage: Eukaryota; Apicomplexa; Aconoidasida; Haemosporida; Plasmodiidae
Exons: 2
Coding region: 1-4884 (1627 amino acids)
Biological process (GO): positive regulation of mRNA splicing, via spliceosome
Cellular component (GO): nucleolus; U12-type spliceosomal complex
Molecular function (GO): RNA binding
Source: RefSeq, a predicted model, not a curated record